Closterium sp. NIES-65 is the source of this 2439-nucleotide messenger RNA. Lineage: Eukaryota; Viridiplantae; Streptophyta; Zygnematophyceae; Desmidiales; Closteriaceae. The record is from the annotation of a GenBank genome assembly.
AUGGCGGAGCUAGCUUCGGGUUAUCGCAAGGUGUCACCCGAAGCUAUUCCAGACCUGAUUGCGUGGCUCGGCAGGUGCCUGGCGGUGCGGCAGGAGCAGCCCAACUCGCCGCUGUGGCGCACGUCCGUGCUGCAGUUCGCCGACGUCCUCGACCACGCGCUGCUGCUCGACUGCCCCCCGCACCUCCUCCCCCUCCCCUCUUCCCCCGCCCCCUCCGCCCCAUCCGCCCUAUCCGCCUCGCCUGCUGGAUCCCAACAAGCCCCAUCUGCCCCCAUCGCUGGAACGGCGGCAGCAGAGAGCAGGGGGGGCGGGGAGAAGGGGAAGGAGGGCAGGGAGCAGCAUGGAACGGCCGAGGCAGGGCCGCAUGGGGAGGCGGAGGCAGGUUCGAGGAGCGAUAGUGAUGCAGCGGUGGAAGAGACACAAGGUCAGUGCACACACCAGCAGGAGGGGCAGCAGCAGCAGCAGCAGCAGCAGCACCAGCAGAGCGUGGCACUGUCGGGCGCCACGGCCACGUGGGAGGCGGCAGUGCGGCAGCGGUUCUGGAAGGAGCUGGUGGCGCUGUACGAGGGCGUGGUGCGCGGCAUGUGCGCAGGGGAGGGGGUCGUCAGGGGCAUGGGCACGGGGGAGUGGCAGUCUGGGUCCGUCCAAAAUCUGCCGCCGGCUCAGGUGCAUGAGGACGAGGUGCUACAGGAGCGGAUGGUGCGGUUGCUGGGAGAGAAAGUGCUCAGAUACUGCCAAGACGCGCCACUGGAGGUGAGCGGGGGCCGGGACAGGAAUAUGGCCCACACAGACUCACACGGUUUGCACUACUCACGUGUACGUGCACCCGCCUUUGCUGCUAUAGCCGCCCCGCUGCCCUUCCCGGAUGAGGUGAAGCAGCGCCUGGUGGGGCUGCUGCUGGACCUGGCAGAGAGGGCCGUGGGGGAGGUGCAGCUCACAGGGGGUGGCCGUGGCCGUGGGAGCUCAGGGCACAGUGGCUCCGAGCAAGGAAAAGCGCCCAGCAAAGCAGCCGCGGCUGCACCAGCAAGCAACGGCAGUCUGGCAGCAACUGGCUCAGGUGCUGGUUCAGGAGGGCAGGGGCCUAAGGGCGAGGGGAAGGCAGCUGCGCCUCUGAGUGGGCUUGCGCGCGUGGGUAGCUGGCUGGGGUGGGGUGCUGCUGGUGGGGCAGGGGCAGGGGGGCAGGUGAAGGCGACAGGCAGUGUGGGAAGAGGGGGAAGCGACGGCUUGAGUGGCAACGGUGGCAGUGGCAGUGGUGGGCAUGUGGUGGUGAGCAGGACGAGAAGCAGCAGUGCUGUUGCUGUGGGGAGUGGAAGCAGAGGCAGCGAUGGGGGCAUAGUGGAUCAUUCGCUGGUUGGGGUAGGCAGCGGCAGCGUGGGUGACAAUGGCGGCAGUGGUGGUGGCAGUGGUGAGGGGGGCUGCGGCAUGUGGAGGGAGACGUUGCACCCUGUGUGCUUCACUGCCAUCCACCUGCUGCCCCAGAUCUGCGGGCAGCCCAGACCCAACGACCCAGUGAGCAGCUCCGCGGUGCAGGUGGCGUGCAUCGCCAUGCCCCGCCUCCUCGCCUUUGCCCGCCGCCGCCUGCAGCGCUUCACCGAGGACUGCCUGGUGCGCGGGGCGGGCAGCAUGGCAGCAGCGCGCAGGAGGGAGGUGAGGGUCAUCCUGGCAGGUCUCACAGCCAUCUCGCUACACCCCGCUGUCGCCGCGCCCCUCUCGUACCUCCUCCCCGCCAUGCUCCGCUGCACCCCUCCUCCUGCUCACGGCUUCACUGCACUCUCCCUCCCAGCAGCACCAGUGCCCUCCCUCGCUCACAGCAUUGCUGCCCACACUGCACCACGCAGCAAGCCCGCCUCCACCCCUACCUCUUCCACUCCUGCAUCGGCCCCCGCUGAUGCAGAUCUGCCCUUUCUUUCUGACAGCAGCAUCAAUGCAGCAGCUAGUGCUGCUGGCAGGGUGGGCGGGGAAGAGGGUGGGGAGGAGUGCAGUAAGGGAGCGGAUGGUGGGAGGGGGAGUGAGGGUGAGUGUGAGUGGCGGGUGCUGCCGGACGGGCAAGGCGGGAGCAUGGGAUGGCGCAAGGCCCACCUGUUCGCCAUCUACCCCUUCGCAUGCGACCUCAUUCUUGCCAGUCUUGCCACGGAGUACCCUCUACCUGCCAGACUUAUUCCAUUCCAGUUUGAUCAUCUCCCUCUGAUGACUGAACCAAUACCAGCACAUGCUCCCUGCACCACCUGUGCCCUGCAGCACCUCCCCUUCAACCCAUCACCCCGUCUUCAUCCCACCACCUCCCUUUCAUCCCAUCACCUCCCCUUCAAUCCAUCAUCACAUGUGCCCUGCGCUGCCCUCCCCCCACCCAGCAGGGACCCGGAGCUGGCAGGGGCGCUGCGCUCACUGCUGCAUGCAGUGGGGGCGGAGAUGGGGCUGCACCCUGCGCAGCGAAUCUGA